AUGGAAACUUUUUUCUGGUAUUUCGCGUAUGGUAGCAAUUUAUUAGCUGAAAGAAUUCAUCACAGAGUAAGUUUUAAUUCUUUUUCGCAAACUUGCAAAUUUCAAAAACAAAGAUUUUCAGCAAAAAGGUGCCGAAUAUUUCUGCAAUGGAAAAUUGGAGAAUUUCGCGUUGCGAUUUGUGCAUAAUUCUUCGAGAUGGCAAGGUGCUUUGGCUACAGUUAUUGAAACUCCAGGAAAUGAUGUGUGGGGAUGUGUUUGGAAAAUACCAAAAGAAUAUUCGGAAUCUUUAGAUAAACAAGAAAGUGGUUAUCAUCGAUUGAAUGGUAAGCAAGGCUUAUAUUUUUGGGGUUACUUUGGAAGGUUGGAAUCAUACCCCCCGUUUGGGAUUUUCCAUUUCGAUGAUUUAGAACAAUCCAAUAAUGAUUUUUUUAGUGACACUUCAAACACCGGAAGGUCCAAUAACAUGUAGAACUUAUCAAUUUUCAAAUCUUCAAGCUAAUUUCACUCUUCCGUCGCCACAUUAUAAACUUGUUAUUGUCGAAGGUAAGUUCUAAAAUUUCUAAAUCUAAAUGCCUUAUUCAAAUUCUUUAACCCAUACUUUUCAGGUGGCAAAGAACACAAUCUCCCGGCAGAAUAUAUCAAAAAUCUUGAAGAAAUUCCUGAUAACAAAUUCCAAGGAAAAGUUGAAGUCGACAUUCCUAUCCUUGAAAAAUUGAACAGACAAACCGAACUUUAA
This is a messenger RNA of Caenorhabditis angaria, 736 nucleotides long. NCBI's taxonomy places the organism in Eukaryota, Metazoa, Nematoda, Chromadorea, Rhabditida, Rhabditidae. The record is from the annotation of a GenBank genome assembly.